Molecule: messenger RNA, 1413 nt
Organism: Chionomys nivalis (European snow vole)
Lineage: Eukaryota; Metazoa; Chordata; Mammalia; Rodentia; Cricetidae
Product: complement C5-like
Exons: 10
Coding region: 1-1413 (470 amino acids)
Biological process (GO): inflammatory response; complement activation
Cellular component (GO): extracellular region
Molecular function (GO): endopeptidase inhibitor activity
Source: RefSeq, a predicted model, not a curated record
AUGGGCCUUUGGGGAGCACUUUGCUUUUUAAUUUUCCUGGGCAAAACUUGGGGACAGGAACAAAUCUUCGUCAUUUCACCACCCAAAGUCUUCCGGGUCGGAGCAUCUGAAAAUGUUGUAAUUCAGGCCCAUGGCUACACUGAAGCAUUUGAUGUGACAAUCUCUAUAAGAAGUUAUCCUGAUAGAAAAGUGACCUACUCCUCAGGCUGUGUUAAUUUAUCCCCAGAAAAUAAAUUCCACAACUCGACACUAUUAACAAUUCAGGACAAACAGUUGUCUGCAGGACAAAGCUCAUUUUCAUAUGUGUAUUUGGAAGUCGUGUCAAAGCAUUUUUCAAAAUCAGAAAAAAGGCCAAUCCUCUAUGACAAUGGCUCUCUCUUCAUCCACACUGACAAGCCUGUGUACACUCCGCAGCAGCACGUAAAGGUUGGCGUGCUUUCGCUGGGAGAUGACUUGGAGCCAGUUACACGGGAAACUGUCUUAACUUUCAUUGACCCUGAAGGAUCAGAAGUUGACAAGGUGCAAGGAAACAAUCUUACUGGAGCUGUGUCUUUUCCUGACUUCCAGAUUCCUUCUAACCCCAAAUACGGUAGAUGGACGAUUCAGGCUAAAUAUAGAGAAGAUGCUUCCACCAACGGAACGACACACUUUGACGUCAAAGAACACGAAAAAGCUUACAAUUUAAGUCUUAUGCCAAUAAAUGAUCUACAGCAUGAACUGAAAAUUCAAGGUACUCUAAUGUUUUGUCUCCAGCCAACAGAUUACCUGGAAUGGAAAAUAAGAGAACAAGCUGCUACAUACAAACAUCCGGUGGUAAAGAAGUGUUGUUAUGAUGGAGCCAGACGUAGUGAGCAUGAAACCUGUGAGCAGAGAGCAGACCGUGUGAAAAUAGGCCCAAACUGUGUCCAAGCCUUCACUCAAUGCUGCACCAUGGCAACCCAGAUCAGAGCUAAUGACACCUUUAAAGAAUUCAUCCUUGGUCAUGAUGUGAACACAAUGGUGUAUCUACCCUAUAUCAUUGUGAACACAAUGGUGUAUCUAACCUAUGCCAUUGUGAACACAAUGGUGUAUCCAAUCUUUGCCAUUAUGAACACAAUGGUGUAUCUACCCUAUAUCAUUGUGAACUCAAUGGUGUCUCUAACAUAUACCAUUAUGAACACAAUGGUAUCUAACAUUACCAUUAUGAAAACAAUGGUGUUUCUAACCUAUGCCAUUGUGAACAAAAUGGUGUAUCUACCAUAUAUCAUUGUGAACACAAUGGUGUAUCCAAUCUAUACCAUUAUGAACACAAUGGUGUAUCUAACCUAUACCAUUAUGAACGCAAUGGAAUAUCUAAACUAUACCGUUAUGAACACAAUGGUGUAUCAAAUCUCUACCAUUAUGAACACAAUGGUGUAUCUAACCUUACCAUAA